Molecule: messenger RNA, 4150 nt
Organism: Achroia grisella
Lineage: Eukaryota; Metazoa; Arthropoda; Insecta; Lepidoptera; Pyralidae
Exons: 1
Coding region: 232-1647 (471 amino acids)
Source: RefSeq, a predicted model, not a curated record
CUGCGAAGUCGCGUGGCGCGAGAAGGCACUCCCACUCGACACUCGCUGCCGCGGCUGUGUCGCACUCAUUCACUUUAGUUCUCCGCCGACAACUGCGGCGAGCAGACGCGUACUCCUUUUUUGUUCAACAGAUGUUAGUGUACGAUUACGACAUCGCGACGAAUUUCGGACUUUUACCGUGACAGUGAAUCGAACGCUUUCGAAUAUGGGUUAAACACCCUCUUAGGCGUGAUGAGUCCGGGCGAGCGUGUCGCCCUCGGGCGCCGCGAACCCGCUCGCCCUCAGUAUGCCACCACCGCACCGGGAUUCCCGCCGCCCUAUUAUCCGCCCUAUGGCGUGCCGCACCCGAAUGCUUGGCUCGGUGCGCCCCUUAUAUCCAUGGCCGGACGUGCACCGCCACCUUCACGCAAUACACCAGUCUCCAAGCUAGCGAUGCACGCACAAGGGGCGCCCCUCAUCAUACAAAAUAAACAUGACCGAAGGAAGUACACCACCACACCGGAGCAACGUAACCAUCGACCUGUCACUGGACAUAGUGAUCAUGUUAUUAGAGACCGUUGUGAAGUCCCAGAGGGAAACCGGCCUCGUAACCAGCAACAACAAACACGUUCGUCGCGAAGUGUACGCAAUAACAACACGGAUGCGGUUAGUGUCGCGAGCGAUGAGAGUUCCGGCUCAACAAAUUCUGAAACUAUGUUGCCCAGGAUAAUUAAACCGAGAAAGCGACGCAAAAAGGAUAGGAAACCUAACAACAUGACACCACAUGAAUUAAACGCUGUUGGUUUGGAUCUCGGUGAAGUGGAACAUUGUUCAUUAUCGGGAGUUGCGUCUGCGCCGCAUAGUAUUUAUGAGGAUACUUAUUGUCGUGAAAUGUCUUUACCGUAUCGUUUGGACCUUAAAGUGAUGGAAUUUUCGGAUCCAGUACCAGAGACAUAUAGGGUCUCUGCGCUGGGAGAAGCUUUAGAAGCUACUCGUUUUGGUUUGGCUGAGGCUGCUUCGCCGGCUGAAUCUGCUGUCAGUUCUUGUCAGUGUCGUUAUUGUGAUCCUGUGGGACAAAUAUGGGAUGCUGAUUCUAUUGCAGAUUUGCUUGAUGAAAAUUCUAGUGUGGAUUUUGCUCCUACCAAGUUGGAGGAUUCGAUGAAAGUUGUCGGUCCUUUAGGCAGACGAGGAGCAGAUACCACAUUACGACGGAGCUGGAGUGAUCCAUCUUCUCGUGCCCCAGAGCGACGCGAGGCCAGUAGCGACAAUUAUUCAGCACCAAAUUUGUACUCAUUGUUCCCACCCACGAGGAGGACUAGCUCUCCGGAGCCUCGGUCUCCACUUGCUUUGGAAAUAUCUUCGGAGAUCGUCACUUCUAUGAAUGGACAUCGCGAUCUAGAAAUUAAAUUAUUUUCGACCUCGCCUUUAGCUGCGAAUUCCGACCGCCGCUCUUUUUUCGCCGAUAAAAGUGAAAGUGCCGUGAACAAAUUUAUAACUGCAAGCUACGAUCAUAAAGUGAACAGUGCGUUGAACAGUGACAAAGUUGAAUCUAGUGUGAAAAAAGAUGGCAAAAAAAGUGAGAAUGUAUCCGAGUCGGGGCUCGCGACGACUUUCGUCGCCGGCGAACGUUCCCGUAAUAUUUGUGAUUUAGCCUUAGUUACUGCCUGAAAUCUUUGUGAUCGUGUUAUCAAUAUAAUUAGUGAAAGCUUCGUUGUCGUUGAGCAUUUCACGGAUCUCUACGCUCGCCAUUUGAGCUGGACUCAAAUUGUCACAGCGAGGCACGCAUAGAGCAUUUCAUAUAGCGAUGCAUUCAAAUUCAGAUCUCCGUAUCAGUUUCCUGUAGAUUCUAAAUUUAAUUUAUUGUUAACAAUAGUGUUGGAAGCUGACGGGGAGCUUUAUCUGGACACAAAAUAAUUCGCUGUUUAUUAGUAAUUUUAGAUGCGAGAAAACUAUCACAGAUACAUUAAUGCAGUUUUGAUAUGAAUAUACAAUUUAACGUUUAGGGCCAUUACUUAAUAUGUAAUAUAUAUUUUUCAAUAAUGUCAUAACAAAUAGGACUUUAUUAUUUUAUCGCGGUGUUGUUUUACUAUUGUUCGUGUAUAUCUAGAAAGAAAUUGCUUUAGAUGGACCACUUACGCGAAUAGAUUGUAGACAAGCAUCUUGUACAGUCGUCAUACUACUCGGUGUGCGCAAUUAGCGUUUCACACUACUGACACGGUUCUCGCGGCUGCGGCAUCGGCAGUGCAGUCUCUAUUGCGGUUUCCCGCGAUUUUCACCGCGCACGCCGUUCCGGGUGGCGCCUCGUGCGCGGGCGCACCGUUUUAUACUUCUAAUGACUUUUUUCAUUACAAUCGACUCAUGAUUAAAUUUAAGAAACGUACUUUACACAUUUGCGGGUUACCAAUUCCGCAAUGUUGCUGUACAGAAAAAUAUACAUAGCAGCUAUUUGAGUAUAUAAUGAGAAUUCUUAUCACUAGUUUAAAAUUAUCUAUAUAAUUUGAUACGUUAAAGUAAAAAAUGAAGCAUGAAGUCGCUUACUUACGAUAAAAUUGUUUGUAGAAAUAUUCCUAUGCUCUACUAACAGCGGAACAUGGUACCCAUGUGUUACAAUGGUUUUGUACAUUUAUACUUAUAUGCAGAUACUUUAAUGACGUUAUUGAGACCGUACUACAUCAACGUCAAAUCACAAAGUUAUCGUCGUUAUAAAUCCGUCCACAUACAUCAUCGUUAUCACAUACUAGCUUUCGGAAUAUAUAAAUUUUAUUACGCAUUUCAUUACUUCACAAUGAUAUAACAUCAGUCUCACCAAAAUCCAUUAAUAUUUGUGUUUCACGUACUGUCGUUCGAAGCGAUAAAACUACGGUUAUUUCUUGCAGUUGCGUGACUAACGUCAGUAAGUUGUAAUCGUAUUUCUGUAUAAUCGUUAUCGUUGCAUAAGAGUUGCAUUGUUGACAAUGUUUGAAAUUAAUCUCUUGUUGCAUUUUGGAUUCUUAUCGUAGUUUGAGUAGGCUUUACGCUGAGGUCAUUCACUUUGUGUGUACACACAAUAUUUUUGUUAUAGUUUUUGUAAACAUAUAUACAUCUCCGAUGCAACUUUACUUUGUUAUUCGGCGAAUGUUUCUGUUAUUUGUCAGCACGAUUCAAACCGUAUACAUUGGUCACGUAUUUUUAUUUGUGUGUAAAAGCCGGCACGGUAACGUUGUUGACAUAACGAAAUAACAAUGUUGUUACCUUUUUUCCACGUUAGUCUCGUUCAUGACCAAAUUUAUUACAUAGUUUUAAUUCAACAUUCGCAAUAUCAUUAUAAAUUUAUGUUCUGUUAUUUCAUUGAUAAACAGCGAAUUGAACACUUUACCGUACGUCUCAUUGUAACUUUUUUGUUUAAGCAAGGGUCCAACAAUGUAAGUGAUACCAGAUAAAGUUCCAUAAUGUAGAUAAUGUGAAUAUAACUAAGUUAUUCAUGGACUGUAAACUCGUACGCAGUCUCUAUCGUUGGGUUUUACACUCUACGGGCUAUUUUGAUGUUUUCCUUUUUUAUUUUUAUGCUGUGUUUGCUUAUUGGUUGGCGCGUGCGUGGGACGACAUGAUAAAUCGGUUCUUGCUUCAUUUUUUUUCUUUGCGACAUGUGCAGCGUAGACGAGAAGUUAUCUGUUUGAAUUCAGAUUUUACUGUGCAUUAGUGGGUCUAUGUCAAUUGAUAUAUCUAGCCUACGGAAUUAUCUCUGGCACGGAAUUCCUUUGAAGUUGGGGCCUCUUCGAUUCAUAUAUACUUUUUUUAUCUAAAAGGAAGAGGGCAAAAGCUUCUUUAUGUUUUUUAUUAUAUUGUUAAUGUAUUUGAUGUUUCGAUAUUUGAAAAAUAAAGGUUUUAUUGAUCUAAUCUCAUGUUCGACGAAAUGGAUACAAAUUUGGUUAAAUUAAUAAUAUUCUCGUUUCAUGCUGUACUAAUAUUUGUAUUGGGAUUUCGAAAGGGAGUGGCGCCAUUCGUGGUUGUAAAACUCAACGAUACAACCUCACUAUGUUAAAAACAAAGUAGGCUAUGUUUUAUAAUUACUUACUGAGUGAAUGCAUUUUAUAAAUAAAAACAUAGGUUUAAUAUUUGUUUGUGUAUGUCGUGAGACAUGAGUUACACGUUCGCACACUAUUUUUAUAUAAUAAAAUACCAUGUCCUUGUA